This is a messenger RNA of Symbiodinium sp. CCMP2592, 1224 nucleotides long. The record is from the annotation of a GenBank genome assembly. NCBI's taxonomy places the organism in Eukaryota, Dinophyceae, Suessiales, Symbiodiniaceae.
AUGAACAAGAGGAGGCGGAGAACUGGCUCCCACACCGUCGCCUUGAGUAAGCUCUCCUCUUUUCUUUGUCUGUGCGCUGUCGGCCUGGCUUCUUUGCGAGAGCGCUGUUCUCCUGCAAGUUGUGUUGUGGCACCGCAGGUAUUUAGGGAGCACGGGGUGCUGUACGCAGCUCCUUAUGACCACGAGGUUAGGGUCAAGAUCGGCUCCAUCACCGGACAGCGAAUUGGCGAUGCCAUACGCGCUGCGCAAGACGCUCUCGCACUUGAUGAGAAUGCUGAAUUACCUGGCAUGUUCAAUUUCAUUUCACCGAGUUGGUGGUUGCGGCAACUCAACCGCGGGGGCAUCCAGGUUGAAAGAUGUGCAUGGCAGCAUCUUGAGUUCGAGCGAGUCGAGGCCGACUAUGUUGUGAAGGAAGGCGACCGAGCCCGACUCAUGAUCCAUGUUCACGAGCGCGCGGCGCCCGACGUUGAAAUUCCGAUCAUCUACGAGGAUCGAAAUUUCCUAGCCGUCUCUAAGCCCUCCUCAGUGGAUCUUACGAAAAACCCAGGCUAUGGGAGCGUGCGGCUGUCAGUCCUGGGAAUGCUGGAAGAGAUGGGAUAUACCGACAUCUAUCCAGCUCAUCGCAUAGACAAGCCCGUGUCGGGCGUCCUUUGCCUCGCCAAGAACAAGAAAGCUCUGUCUCGGCUCAUGCGGUGUAUACGCAACCGUAAGGUGCAGAAGACGUACCUGGCACGUACCAUGGGUGGCCCAGAUGAGGGUGGCUUCAAGAUACAAGCGCCCUUAGAUGUCGUCCUGGACAACUCCACCAACAAGAACGUGGCGGUGGCUUCUGCUUCUGGCAAGAGAUCGGAGAGCGUCAUCGACGAUGUCUUCACCCGUCACGCAGACAGCACGGCAACCCUUGGGGUUCGCAUCCUCACGGGCAGGUACCACCAGGUCCGAUGCCAUUUGCAGCAUGCUGGCUGGCCCAUCGCUAAUGAUCCGAUCUACGGAGGCGUUCCGCAGCUUGGGCAGGAGAUCUUCAACGGAACCCGGGCUCGGCAGAUGAUUGAGGAGCAUCAGAUAGAGGGCUGCACAUCUUGUGAGUAUUUUCGGAACGUCGCAAAGGGAGUGCAGCCCUGUCCACGACUGGAUCCGACUAUUUGGCUUCACAGCUGGCGGUAUAACUUCCCUACCUUGGGGCUAUCUUUCGAAGCACCGCCACCUGACUGGGCCGGCAUGUGA